UGCGCGAGGGCAGCUACUUCCUUUUGGGGGUGGUGGCGAGCGUGGACAGGGCGCCAUGAAGGCUUCGGGCACGCUGCGAGAGUACAAGGUGGUGGGGCGCUGCCUGCCCACCCCCAAAUGCCACACGCCCCCGCUCUACCGCAUGCGAAUCUUCGCCCCGAAUCAUGUCGUCGCCAAGUCCCGCUUCUGGUACUUUGUGUCUCAGCUGAAGAAGAUGAAGAAAUCUUCAGGGGAGAUUGUCUACUGCGGACAGGUGUUCGAGAAAUCCCCGCUGCGGGUGAAGAACUUCGGCAUCUGGCUGCGCUAUGACUCCCGCAGCGGCACCCACAACAUGUACCGCGAGUACCGGGACCUGACCACCGCAGGCGCCGUCACCCAGUGCUACCGAGACAUGGGCGCCCGGCACCGCGCCCGGGCCCACUCCAUCCAGGUGAUGAAAGUGGAGGAGAUCGCAGCCAGCAAGUGCCGCCGACCAGCCGUCAAGCAGUUCCACGACUCCAAGAUCAAGUUCCCGCUGCCCCACCGGGUCCUGCGUCGCCAGCACAAGCCCCGCUUCACCACUAAGAGGCCCAACACCUUUUUCUAGUUGGGUCUCCUCGGGUCUGGUCAAAUAAACUCCUUGGAAGCCUG
Molecule: messenger RNA, 630 nt
Organism: Equus quagga
Lineage: Eukaryota; Metazoa; Chordata; Mammalia; Perissodactyla; Equidae
Gene: RPL18A
Product: ribosomal protein L18a
Exons: 5
Coding region: 56-586 (176 amino acids)
Biological process (GO): translation
Cellular component (GO): cytosolic large ribosomal subunit; ribosome
Molecular function (GO): structural constituent of ribosome
Source: RefSeq, a predicted model, not a curated record